AUGUAAAAAUCAAUAGCUUUAUGUGCAGCUUGGGUUUGUGGCUAUAUGAUUAACUCAUCUCAACCUUACCUUAAGAUGUUACAGAAUUCUAAUUAAGAUGAUGAAUCUCAUAGUUUUCAAGAAUUUAUUUAAAAGUAGAACUACUCUUAACCAAAAAUAAUUGAUUUACUUCACAAUUCUCCAGAUAGACACUUUCUUCAUAAUAUGAUUAUUUAGAAUGAAAAAGCAUUCAAUUUAUUUAAAGUUUACUUACCAAAGGAUGUAGAUAUUCAAAGUUCUGACAAUAAUCAUCAUCUUCAUAUUGUAUUUAAUGCUGCAGAUGAAGUUAGAGGAAAUAAUAAUGAUGUACAUAGUGGAUUAUUGGCAACUCUUAUAGAUAAUGCAUUUGGAUAAUUAAGCUUUUUGACAACUGGAUUCAUCCCUACAGCGACUGCUAACCUCCAAUUAAAUUUCAAUUAAACUAUUCAUACAAAUAAAGAUUAUUUAAUAAGUUGUGAGGUUGAAAAGGUUCAAGGAAGGAAAGUAUUCUUAAAAGCAAAAGUUUAUGAUAAUCAAAAUAAUAUUUGUGGUGAGGCGACUGCUUUAUUUAUUACAGUAAAUUGGGGAGGAAAACAAUGGAAACAAGUAAUCGAUACUCUUCAAAAUACUAAAUUUUUUAAUGAAGGAAUUCAGAGAAUUCUAUAUUGAUA
This is a messenger RNA of Paramecium primaurelia, 689 nucleotides long. The record is from the annotation of a GenBank genome assembly. NCBI's taxonomy places the organism in Eukaryota, Ciliophora, Oligohymenophorea, Peniculida, Parameciidae.